Durio zibethinus is the source of this 2787-nucleotide messenger RNA. Its product is annotated as zein-binding protein (Protein of unknown function, DUF593). The record is from RefSeq and is a predicted model, not a curated record. Lineage: Eukaryota; Viridiplantae; Streptophyta; Magnoliopsida; Malvales; Malvaceae.
AAUAGAAACUUCACCUAAAAAAAAAAGGCUUCUUUCUCUUCGAUUCUUCCUCGAACCUACACCGGCUCAAGGACCAAACACCCGUGAGUUUUUCAGUCUCCAAAUCAUUGAGUCAAUCAAAACCUACAUUGGGUGACUUACCCAGAUUCUCUCUCUUUUUAAAACAAAAUCUUUGAGCUUUUCAAUUGGAAUCUGUCCUUUUUCCAAUGGCAUGCAAUGUGAUAAAUUCAUGGACAUUCGCUGGCCUAGUGGGUGCUUUUCUUGAUCUAUCAAUAGCUUAUUUAUUGCUUUGUGGAUCAACUCUUGCUUAUUUGGCUUCAAAAAUCCUGGGUUUAUUUGGAUUCUCCUUGCCUUGUCCUUGUAAUGGAUUGUUUGGAUACCCAGAUAACAACAUUUGUUUCCAAGCCAUGUUAGUUAAUGACCCAUCUCUUAAAAUCUCCUCUGUUCAAUCUUCUGUCAAAAAAAAGCUCCCAUUUGAUUCGAUUUGGAGCAACCAUUAUGAUGAUGAUGCUGAAGAAGAAGAACAAGAACGCCAUUAUAGCAAAUCAAAUUUGGCCAAGUGGAAAAAGAAUGUUGAGAUGGAAGGGGAAGCAGAAACAUCUUCUGGUUCAUCGAAAGCAAAGAAGAGUUUUGUUGGAGAAAAAGAGGGAAGCUUUGGGGUAUUACGUAAGUGGAAGGGGUUCGGGAGUCAGAGGACUAGAGUUGGUCUUAGGCGGCGUAAGAGAGCCGGUAGUGGUCAUCGUGGAAAGGUUUUGUCUUUCUCGUAUGAUUCUUUGGUGACGAUCACUACCCCAACAGGUUUUAAUUCUUCUGCUAUUGUUGGUAAACUUGGGAAUGAUAUGCCUGAAGGGAGCAACACUUCAGUUAAUUCCGAAGAUGGCAGGGAAACUUUAAAAGAGAUUGGAUUGUCUAAGGGAGGUUCUCUGCGUUUUGAAAUGGAUGAUGACCCUUUUGCUGAGAAUAAACCCAUAGAGAAGGAAUUAACAUUGGCUGAGUUUGAAUGCUUGACACCCAAUCAGGAUUUUAAUGGCAGUGAUAAAAAUGCAAUUAGAAUUUUAGAACAAGCUCUAGAUGAAGAGCAUGCUGCUCGAACUGCUUUGUACCUUGAGCUUGAGAAAGAGAGAAGUGCUGCUGCUACUGCUGCAGAUGAGGCUAUGGCAAUGAUACUGCGUCUACAAGAGGAGAAGGCAGCCAUUGAGAUGGAAGCUAGGCAAUACCAGAGAAUGAUAGAGGAAAAAUCUGCAUAUGAUGCUGAAGAAAUGAACAUUCUCAAAGAGAUCUUAUUAAGGAGAGAAAGGGAAAAGCAUUUCUUGGAGGAGGAAGUUGAAGCUUACAAGCAAAUGGUUUUUGGAGAAGAGCAAUUGGAUACUGAUAUGUAUGUUAUAGCAGCCACACAGGAACAAAGGACUUCAAUUAAGGAGCCACUGCUAAUGUUGCAGCAGAUCAGUGAACCCGUUGGAGAGGACAAGGCAAAAAUUAACAGUGAUUUUUCAAAGUAUGAGAUCACAUCUAUGGAGUCACCAAACCAUACUCUUGCUUUUGGGAAGGAAUUACCAGUUCCAGAACUCAAUGAAGAUGCUGGCUCUUUAAAUUCUAGUUUUGAAAAAAAUUAUGCACAUCUAUUUAGAAGUGACGAUGAGAUUAAUCAAGAAUUUAAGGAGAAGGGAAUGGCAUCCAAGAACAAGAAUCUCAAUCAUCAAGAAAGACAUGUGCUGUCCAAUCAGUCAACUACUCCUUGGGGAUCUGAUUUGCAUGAGAAAGCCAUUAACCCUGAGGUAGAAGAAGACGAGCAAAGCGGUGAAACCACUCUAUGCCAACAUUUGACACCAAAGACAACUGAGGCUAAGAUAAUUUUCCCAUAUAAUAAUGAAAAAAUGGAGAAGCAUGGAGAAGAUUUUCAUGGCUUAGAUUCUGUUAUUGAUUGUCAUGUUCUUGAUGUUCAUGUCAUUAAUAAUGAAUCUAAUACGAAUAAUGAAGGGAGUGAAAACAAAAGUGAGAAGAAGUCAAUCAGUGUUACCUCAAACUUGCCUAGAACAUUGGAUAAUCUAACCAUUGGUGGGUUAGCAAUUGUUCCUGACAGGAAAAGAAACAGUUUAGACAGAUCGGUUGGAUUACCACCAAUUGGUCCUUCACGAGUCAAGUCUUUACCUCCCAUUUCGCGUAGAAAUUCCAUGUCUGCUUUUGAUUAUGAAAGGUUGAAAAUUGACAAUGAAGUUGGGUGGCUUAGAGAAAGGCUAAAGAUUGUACAGCAGGGAAGAGAGAAACUCAACUUUCCUGCAGGGCACAGGGAAAAGGAACAAGUUCAGUUGCAAAUAUUGGAAAAUAUUGCAAGUCAACUUCAAGAGAUAAGACAAUUAACAGAACCUGGGAAGGCUUUGCGACAGGCAUCUUUGCCGCCUCCAUCCUCUAAGGUUAUGUCAAAGAAAAGACAUCGGCGGGCUGCCCCUUUAGGAAUGUUCAGAAGCAUUUAAAAGAGCAAAUGGUACUUUUUAAUGUUGAUAAAUGAGUUGGCUUCAUUUGGGACCAGCUGAUAUCUUUUGAAGGUUUGACAGUGACUUUCCUGCAGUUGCACUAGCAAGUUAUCUGCAAAACUUUUUACAUGUUAUGAGAAAUAUUAGUUGAAUAAUACACUAGAGAUGGAAGAGAAAAAUAUUAGUUUCUGCUUAUUGUUGUAGAAUCCAAUUUUGACUACUCGGUAGCUUUAUAGGAUUCAGACUGUAAUGAGCUUCUAUUGAUCACACUUCAUGUAACUACCACUUAACAUAAAUUUUAUAUCAUAAAGUUUCU